AUGGAUGUGACCAAACCAGAGUUGCGAUGCCUCCUUGCGGGAGGUGCGGGCGGUUCAGCCCGCACACGUCGUAAGCGCAACAAUCCACAGCAUGAGUCACCACCAAGCCUGGCUACUGCUUUGACAAAUGUGAUCCAGCAGUGGCAGCCUAGCAAUCAAAAUACGCCUGAAGACCACACUUGGGGGUGGCGGAAAAGAAGGAAACAAGCAAAUAAUUCAUGGCAAGGAUACCGGGCUGACAGCUCUCCUGACACCAGCCUUGCUCGCGAAUUGCUACAGCUUCUCCAGAAACUUUGCGCAAACCAAGCAAGUGACCAGGAAGUGAUCACAGCCACCAGCAGGCUGAUUGACACCAACCAAGGACACAGCCGUGACCUUGGGAAACCAGUUGCGGUCAGGGAAGUCAGAUACAGCAAGCCCCAGAGUGGAGCGAAAGCUUCAAAUCAUGGUGCCAAUCGCUGGGGAAAACAGACCAACCCCAACCGAGGCUGCAGCCAUCAAGAUAUCACUGGUUUUGUGCCCAGCGAAUGGAAUGCCCAACCAAAGUUCCUAUCCGUGCAUGAGAUCAUUUCUCAGAUAAAAGCAGGAAUAGCCUUGCAAGCCAACAUCACCGAAGUUUACACCAAAGAACAGUGUGCGAACCUGCGCACCCUUUGGCAUAGCUAUGGGUGCAAGGGCUCUUUGACCAUGCUGCUCACAAAGGAUGCCAAAGACACCCUGGGGGCCACGGCUACCCGUGUUCGCAUAUCCAGGGCGCAUGGCACACCGAAAAUUGAAGAAAUAGCUCUCCUGCGCUUAGGAGAUACCAACAGUGGAUUGUGGAUCUUGCCCGCAGUCAAAGUUGAUGAGGGGAAAAUCAAAACAGUCCAAAGAAGCACUGUCAGAGUCAUUGCACCUUUGGAAUUCCGAAAGCACUUCUUGGAUUCAGGCCAAGACCUACCCAGAUUGGUGGCGGCUGCCAUGGCCCAGUGGAGUGAAAAAAUAAAAGCCUCUCACCUCAUGGGUGGCAAAUGGAAUCACACGCAGGUCCAUCAACAAGACUUGCUCACAGGCUGGCUGAUUUUGCCAACAGAACAGGCUAAGGAGCUUGUUGUCAAUAGCGGUCGCCAGGGUGUUUUUGCCCAGAUCCAAGAAAACAAUACUGGACCCAGGCCCAUCCGUUGGUUUCAACGACAGAACAACGAAAAUGCCGAGACCUAUUUGCAAAGAUGUCUCAAGGAAGCUAAGCUCAGGAAAGUUGGCCUUUUUUUUCGAAAAAGCAGCACACCACACACCAUUGGCAUGGAAAAAACAGCAGCAGAAAUAGCUGAGGGCCAAGCGGCCAACUACCUCCUCCGAGGGGCUCCAAAGAUGUGGCAGACUGAAGAGAUCGAAGAUUUUCUCAAUCAACAGAAAUGGAAAGCCGUGCAACGCAUUUCCAAAGUGAGAUAUCGAAACGAAUGGCGUUUUCAUGCCCAGCCACCUUCAGCUAUGCAGGAAAAUUACCAUUACGAUUUGGCAGAAGGCUACAUGUCAUGCAUCCCAGCUCCUGUCAGACAACACCAGCCAACCUGGCAACAACCUGUCAGAAACACAUGGCGAGGAAAUGAGCUGGGGAAAAUUGGAAAUGAAGCCAACAAUCCUGGCGAUACCGGUGACGUCAUGGCAACUGCUCUGGAUCAGGACUCCAGUCAAGCUUCACAAAAAGAGGCUGGUAGGGAAAGAAGUCGGAGCCCAGUUCGCUCCAAGCAGCGGCAGGCUGUUGCAGAUGACCCAGAUUUGAUCCCAACAGACAUCGCGGAAUGUUUCAAAAAUGGCUGGGAAAGUCAAGAUGUUGGUGGCAAUGGAGAUUGUUUUUAUCGAAGUAUUGCUGCUUGUCAACACUGGCAAAAGCAUCAUAAGUUGAUCACUGCUGAAACUGCUGCCCUCUGCGGGGCAGAGCUUCGUGCGUCAGCUGUUUUGCACGCCCAGAAGCAUAGUAGCAGGCUCUCUAGCUGGUUUGCGCCAGAUUCCAAAGAAACCCCCGCUGAAAGGGGGUGCAAUCCGCAGGCAACGAACAUCAGUGAAUGGUGUGAACUGCAGAUGAAACAGGAAGUCUGGGCAGAUGGCCUUAGCAUCCAGUGCCUGGCUGAGACCUUGGGACUUGUCAUUGUGAUUUUCAAACAAUCAGAGGAUAGAUGGGGCAGAUUCACAUUCGCACCUGGCUUUAAGCAGGAUGUUGCAAUGAGCAGACGCAAUGGACUCAUGAUGUCCAUUCGCAGUCUUGCAUGUCGCAUGCUCCUGACCGGAGACACAACGCUUCGAAGAGGACGACAUUCUGAGCCACUUGUGCAAGCUAGGGAUACUGCUCGUGCCAAACGAAACACCAGAGAUCGCCUAGGGCCCAAGUUCAAAGCCAUCGCCAGCAUCCAAGCAAAACAGGCCAUUUUGGCCAAAGCCAACAAGCAAGCCGCAGCGGCAAAGCUGUGCACGGUCAAAGAGCAGAGAGCACAAAGGGCGGAAGCAAACAGAUUGCAGAGACAAGAUAGAGAGCGAGUCAGCCGCAUCAGCUCCGAGUCAGGGCAGCUGAUCCACGCUGUGCUGCACGGGGGGCAACGGGACAUCAACGUCCUCUGUAUUUACCGGCACCACAGUGAUGCCGAUUUUGCCAUUUUGCAUGAAGCUGCGCUGAUUGUUAGCCGCCUAGGUGUUCUGUUGCUCGACAUGACCGGAGUGUUCACCCAAUUGAUGCAAUUUGGUCUUCGGGAGGGCUUCAAGCCUCCAGUGCCUCCGAAAUUCCAGGUGAUGGAGACCACACCAUCGCACAGAGCUCCUUCCCUCUUGCAUUUCAAAAAUGUAAGGCAACUCCAAGAUGCGCACCGCAACGAUGCACUUCAGAAAUGGCGCGCCCGAAUGCGCGAUCUCCCACAAGCUUGUCAGUGGCUCAGGAAGGAAGAAGAUGACUUCCCUGAUCCAUUACCCACACCUAAUCUUCCGCCCAUCACAGGGGGCAUGGCCGGAAGCCACUUGUUACUGGAAGAUCGCAGCCCUGCCAAGAAAAGGCAUGGCACUUUGCCUUCAUUGGGUGAAGUCAGACCAAUCGCAAUCGGCUCAGCCAUCUAUCGUAUUUGGGGCAGAAUCAGAUUGGGCCAUCUGGCUCCCAUUCUAGCUCAAUAUCUGGAUCGGAACCAGUCGGGGGGCAUCGGCGGAGAGGACGUCUCCUCCCUUCUAUUGACUUUGGACAUCGAUCUUGAUCCCACAAAAUUUCCGUGCCUCAUGGCACUAGAUUUUACCAAGGCAUUUGACUCUUGCGAUUACACUUUGGCUCUGGCCGUCAUGUCCCGGCUUGGCCUUCCUGCCCGUGUGGUCAAUCUUUUGGGAGCACAAUGGCGGCGACAGAAACGUUGGAUGUCUUUUGCAGGGGUGUGCGCGCGGCUCCCUAUCCAAAAUUGUUUGGCAUUACCCCAAGGAGAUCCCUGGUCUCCCAUAGCAAUGUCACUGGUUCUCAUGCUUGCGAAGCGGCACCAAGAGAGGUUGGUUCCGGAGUCCAGAUGCUUGCUGUACCUCGAUGAUCGCACGCUUGUUGCUCCCACUCCCGGCAUCCUGGCCGCAGCUCUUAAUGCUUGGAAUGUGCUCCAUGCCCACACUCGACUCCGCACUAAUUCCAGCAAAACCCAAGUGCUGGGGCGAAAUUGGAAGGGGUAUCUGGCGUUGCAGGCGGCUAAUCUGUCGCCGACUGCCACGGCUGAAGUGCUGGGUGUCACCAUUGGCAUCGCGCCCAGAGCUCAAUCCAAUGCUGAACUGUCCCGUGCCAAAAAAUGCACAACGAUUGCACAGCGUAUUAGUGUUUUGCCGGUAUCCCAAAACUUCCGGGCCGGCCUCGCGGCCCUUACUCUUGCUUCCAAGAGGGUCAAAGGGUGGCUGGCAUCUGACCGCAAUGAUGCCAAGCUGGCCCGGGCAAACAAUUUGGCUAUUUCUGAUAACCUAAUCACUAAGCUUCACCGGGCGGCCACACAUCUGUCCGCGCAUGAGAUUGGAAUCAUGUCUGGUGCUUUGAAAACUGACGCGAAAGCGUCGUCACCACCUAUGUUUUGCCAUGAAUGUAAGAAACAUCAGUGUCCUGACACUUUCCAUGUGCUUUGGCAGUGUAGCCACUGGGACCACCUGAGACGUGUCCCUCCCAGCAGAUGUCCUUUGGUUAACAGAUUAGGCUGGGGUCCUGAAGGGGUCGACCUUGUUCGUGUGAAACAAUGCGCGCAUAUCCGGGAGCAAUUGUGCAAAGUCCAAGCCGGACGCAACUACUCCCGUCCCGAGCCUUUUGACAUGGGCCAGAACAAUUUGGAUCCUCACAUUGCUCGUGGGGAGGGCGUGACUGCCCUUCCUGUGGUGUAG
Cladocopium goreaui is the source of this 4350-nucleotide messenger RNA. Lineage: Eukaryota; Dinophyceae; Suessiales; Symbiodiniaceae. The record is from the annotation of a GenBank genome assembly.